Molecule: messenger RNA, 267 nt
Organism: Diaporthe amygdali
Lineage: Eukaryota; Fungi; Ascomycota; Sordariomycetes; Diaporthales; Diaporthaceae
Exons: 3
Coding region: 1-267 (88 amino acids)
Source: RefSeq, a predicted model, not a curated record
AUGUAUUCCCCGGAGGUUAUCAUAGUUUUCUUUGCUCUCGUCGGCUCGGCAACAGCACUGCCCAACUCCAAGGAUGUGGAGGCCACGCGGGACGGGCCUCAGCCAAAUCCCACGACAUGCAAGGAGUUCAACGAAGAAUGCACGCUUAACGCCGACUGCUGUCCCAGCUUGGGCUGCAAGGAGGUCAACGGAGGAAAACAGCCGAGCGUGUGCGCCUUCUUCCCGAAAAUUGGAGAUGUGCAUGUCGGACGAGGACUGCUGCUCUGA